Messenger RNA from Chara braunii, 10336 nucleotides. Lineage: Eukaryota; Viridiplantae; Streptophyta; Charophyceae; Charales; Characeae. The record is from the annotation of a GenBank genome assembly.
UCGUAUGUCCGCUAGGUUGUAUCUACCGCAUGAGCAAGGAGGAACUUGAGGUGCUUCGUACGCAACUCGGCGACGUCAUUGCAAAGGGUUGGAUUCACCCUAGCUCCUCGCCCUACGAGGCACCCGUUCUCUUCGUCCGGAAGAAGAACAAGGACUUGCGGCUAUGCAUUGACUACCGCAAGCUAAACGUGCAAACCGUGAAGAAUGCAGGCCCGCUCCCACGCAUCGACGAUUUUUUCGAACACUUGGCCGGUGCCACGUGCUUCUCGACGUUGGACCUCAAAUUCGAUUAUCACCAAAUUGAGAUCCAUCUGUGAGAUCAGUACAAGACCGCGUUCAAGACACAGUAUGGGCACUUCAAAUGGGUUGUAAUGCCAUUCAGCCUCACAAAUGCCCCGACUACUUUCCAAGCGCCACUGGCGACGGAGUUCCGCAACUUGUUGGACCGGUUUGUGCUUAUCUACCUCGGCGACAUCUUGGUUUAUAGUCGAGCCUUGGACGAGCACCUCGCGCACCUAUGCACCGUUUUGGAGAUGCUACGUAAGGCCAAGUACCAGGCCAGCCGAGCCAAGUGCGAUGUCGCUCAACAAGAGUUCGAGUACUUGGGUCACUUUGUGAUGCCCAAGGCAUCCGUCCGCUCGCAGACAAAAUUCAGGCUAUCCAAGAAUGGUCGGAACCCACCAUCACCACGGAGGUUCGCUCCUUCAUGGGAUUGGUCGGGUACCAUCAACGCUUCAUCGACGGAUAUGCACGGAUCGCUGCACCUUUUUCACGACUUCAGUCUCCGAAGUCAAGAUGCGACUCCCAUGUCGGAUGCUGGCAAACAGGCCAAUGCUGAGGGAAACAAAGGGGUUGGAAUUUACAGCUGGACGACUGAAGGUCCAUGGAUGCCAGAGCAAGUUGCCCUUGCCAGGUCCAGAUCGAUGGCAGGGGUGGAGAGAGAUUUAUCAGAGUUGACAAUGAGAGAUAAAGCCAGGUGUAUCUGGAAUCCGUUGAGGGACGAGGAAGGAUGGGAAGAGAUUGCGGAAGGAAGGGUGGAGUCGGUUGGGACGAUCGUCCUCUCGGAACAGGGUUGGCACCUGUUCUGCACGACACUUGCGGCAGGGCAGAACCCGAUGUGGCUUUUAGGGGAUGCUGAGGCAAGGGCUUGGCAGGCGGGGGAAAGCUUUGCUAACAAGGGAUGGGACACGGUCAGCAGUAGAGUCGUGAUGGGAGGAUGGAAGGAAUUUAAACCGCCCGGUGCCCGAAUCAAGACCUGGGUACCCGAGUUCAUGGCGGACUGGUUUGGGGGUUUUGAUCAUGUAACAGAGGUAGCCGACACGAUGGAGCGAAUACACGUGAAUUGCACAUGGUUGGCAGGGGAAUUUUAUAGGACGUCCUUAAAAUACGGGCCCUUCCACGGCGAUAGAGCCCGGGAGGUCCUCAUUAUUUUGGACAUCGAAAGGAAUGACCGGCAGGAGGUGGCCCCGGGAACCAAGGAGGCCAUAAUCCGCCGUGAGGGGAAUUCUAAGUCGGAAAUGGCGAUGAGACGCGCCCGGAUGCCGCGACGACCCGUGCACCCGCGGCCACCCACGGAAAACGGAGAUGGAUGGGAGGUGUCGCUCCCAGCAAGCGACAUGAUUCAAGGAUUGGACACCGAAUGGAGAGUCGUGACCCUGGGAAGAGGUCAGGCGUUCAUGAUGGUGGAAUGUUUGUGGGAUAGCAUGAGAAUCAAUAGGGGACCAGGGGACGAUCUGUAUACUGAUCUCAGGGUGACAGGAACCGUAUACCUGCCAGAGCUCGGGUGGCACAUGCUAGGUAAAGAAAUGGCAACGGAGGAAGGGAUCGAUGACCUGCAGAGCGGAGGGAAUCACGGUACGAACGGGAAUGGGGAACGAAACAAGGGAUCCGCCAGGGAUCGAGAGUCAGCCAAAUUGGAGGGGACCCGAGAAGACGGAAAGGGCGCCUCGAUUGGAGAAAGCUCGGGGGAAACUAAGGGUAGCAAAAGGGGACCUCAGGAAAACAGGGAAGGGGGAAACGAUGUGAGAACAAAUCCUCGAAACUCAGCAGGAGCCACCCCUAGAAAGACGAAAGUCUUGGAUACCAGUCAUAAACUGGCAGAAAUAGAGAAGCGGACCGCGAAAUUUAAGGCAAAACUUAUCGAGCAGAUGAUGGCCGGGGAUGAGGAGGACCUCCAGGACGCAGGGUCACGUGAGGGACGCAGGGCCGGUCAGGACGAGGCUAGGUAUGAGGGGAAGGAUGAUAGUCACAAAGGAAUGCCUGGCAAGAAGGGGAGGGACAAGAGCGACACCCCGGUGGAAGGAACGGAAAACGCUAUGACCCCACCCGCCAUUGACAACAGCACUAGCAGACUACCCGCCACGCCGAAAAUAACAGGGACGUGUGACGGACUCUGGAGCCUUAGGGAGAGAGUGCCAGGAUGGUUCGACCCAGAAGGAACACCGAAAACCAGGGAGAAGCAGAGGGAAAGCAAGGAAGGGGAAGGUGCCAGUGCAGACGGGGAAGCGGGUGGCUCCGAAGACGGGCUCAAGAAGGCCAACUUUAUCCUAGAAGGCAAUGGCCAAGAUAGGGUAAAUAUUACCACUCGCCGGGCCGGGGCAGAAGAGAAGCUCAUCCAAGAUACAGUAAUGGAGGAGCUCGCAGGGACUAGUACGGGCCAGCAAGAGACCGGAGUCGCGAAACAAGAGAAGGUCUAUGGGAAGCCAAGGAAGGACGAACCGGUAGACAAGGCUACGGCUGCAAAAAAGAAGUUCAGGUAUCAAAUUCCGAUCCUGACUUCGCCAGAAAUCGAUGGCACCUUGAGUAAGCUACUGGGUACCAUGGUUUCGGUGUCUUUUCAGACCAUGCUGCAAGCCAGCCCAAGGCUGCUUAAAGGACUCAGGCAGUUGCUAACGCGUAAGCCGGUAGAGGUAGAGGAGGCCCCGGAACUGCAAGAGCAGGACACGGAGGAGGCCGAGGCGCCGCAAGGAGUUUCCAACCUCCAAAGCAUUCCAGGGGGCCUGGGAGAGUUAGAGAAAGCCUUUGCGGACAUCCGCCUAAGCCUACCGGAUCGUGAAGGUGGCAAAGUCAUGAGGGCGCCACCCGCGACAAAGCUUAGCUUUCAUGCAUUACCAGUUGGGAAACUUAAAGUUCAAAUCGGAACUCACCACACUGACGCGUUAGUGGACGGCGGAGCAGAAAUCACCCUCAUACGACGGGAUUUCGCAACGGUCACGGGGUGCACGGUAAACAAGGAAGUAGCAGGGAGUAUCCGGGGAGCAAGUGGCGAAAUUCCUUUCACAGGGUAUGUCACCAAAUGUGCAGUCAGGGCGGGAAUCCGGGAAUCCAUCUGGUCCUUUCAGCGGAUGACCGUGAUGGAAGAAAUGGAUCACGACGUAGUCCUCGGGAGACCAUGGUGCGCCAAUGUGGAAAUAAUAGGAAUGCACCUGCACGACGGUACAUACAUGGUAUACAUAGAGGACCCAGUGACCGGCCGCGGAGAACUCCUCCGACUCCUCGGAACUGGAGGGGACCCUCCGAAGGGUAAAUUGGCAACUUGGUCGCCAACAUUCGAAGAAAGUGCACGGAAGGGAGCAUUUGCACGAAUGGAAGGAAUGAGGGAAAGGGUAGAAAUUAUGAUUGAAGAGGCUUUUAGUAAAAAGAAGUGGAUCAAGAUGGGCUUGCCCGUCAAGAAGAGGAGGCCAGAGGACGAGUCCCUGGAAGUUACGGUGGCAGAAAAAGAGUCGGAAGUCGAACUUGGGGCCAGCCUGCCCAAACCAAAGGAAGCCCGAAACGAAACAUCGGAGGUAGUGCUUGAAAUCCCAGAUUUACUACAACUCGUUAAGGCCAUCAGGUACCACAAAGUGGGGGUGGACCUCACAGCGCUUGCCAGAUUUGAGGAUGGGGUUCGAAAGGGCUACUGUCUGAAUGGGAAGCUAGUCAGCAUCCAGCCCCGCGUCUUGGAGAGUAUUUACUCCCUGGUAGACUUGUACUCAGGAUAUGAUCAGUUGCCGCUUGAUGCGAGGGAUAGACCGUACACCGCAAUGCACACCCCGGUAGGACAGCUGCAGAUGCAAGUGACCCGUAUGGGCUUCACAAAUGCGGUAGCAGAAGCCCAGAGGAGGAUGCUCGCCGUCGCAGGGGAUAUGUUUUCGGAAAAGUGUGAACCAUAUAUAGAUGAUAACCCCGUAAAAGGCGCAAGGUAUAAGGACGAGACGGAGGUCGAACCAGGCGUACGAAAAUUUGUUUGGGACCACCUGCAGGAUGUUAAGGACCUACUCCAGCGCUUCCUCGUUUACAAUAUUACUGCAAGCGGACCCAAGAGCAUCCUGGCAGUCCUGGAAGUAACCAUACUGGGAUUUCGUUGCGGAGCUUACAGGAGGAGACCCGACCCAGCAAAGACGGAUAAAAUCUCCCAGUGGCCGACACCCCUGCGUACCACGACGGAAGUACGGACCUUCCUAGGGGUGGUUGGGUUCUGGAGGAUCUUCAUUAAAGGAUUCGCAAAGAUAUCAGAACCCAUCCGCACGAUGAUUAGGGAAGGUGGCACUAUGGAUUGGACAGAGGACAGGGAAGAGGCAGCCCAAACCCUGAAAGACAUCCUGUCAUCCGAUCAGGUCACGUUAGCAGCACCCUGUUUUAAUGACGAGGUGGGACGGCCCUUCAUCUUAGAAACGGACGGGGGACCAUUGGCAGUGGGAGGAGUAUUGAUACAGAGAAGCGAGGAGGGCAAAGAAAGACCAAUCAAAUUUGAGAGUAGGACCCUGAAUUCAGCAGAACGACGGUAUUCGCAGUUCAAGAAAGAGGUCUUAGCAAUCCUGCAUUGUCUUAAGACCUUCCAGGCAUACUUGUUCGGGAGAUGGAUAGGCUUUAUAUGGCAAUUCGACUAUAAGGUCGAGCGAAUUGUAGGGCUUCGAAAUAAGGCAGAUGGGCUGAGCAGGGUUUGCAUCACGCCCGAAGGAGUAGAGGACGCGGAACCAAUCGACGCUUUCCAGGAGUAUGAAGAAGGGACCCUUGUGGUGGAUAAUGAGAUGGCAGAUCCAACAAUUACAACAGGUCAGUUGCUGAUUCAGACCUUGGAAAAAGACGCUCCUCCAGUAGUUGCAGAACUCAGGGAAGGACCGGUCACCACGGUCAGGCGCAAAGAGGAAAAGGACUCAUGGGGAGCAGAAGUAGGGGCCAGAGAGGAACUGAUGGCAAUGACCGUGGAAGGAGGACGGGACGCCGUGAUGACGUUGGCCGAAGCCUGGGCAUGGAAGGAGUGCCAAUACUUAGUCAACCUCACUCGGGAGGAGCAGGGUGCGGAUCAGAACGAACAGGAAUCCUUCCUCAUACAAAUGUAUGAGGGCGUUUUCAAAGAAAUCGGGUUGCUGCUUGUAGGGAACAAACAACCCACGGAAGUCAGUCUCGAGGCAAGGGAGGAAGUAGAAAAGUACGUCCUAAGAAGUGGCCACCUGUUCAAAAGAGAGGAAGGGAUGAUGCCUAGACGCGUCGUUUGUGGGAGGUCUAGGCAGCUGGACAUAAUUCAGGCAAUGCAUGAUGGACUAGCUGGGGGUCACCGGUCGUCAAAAGGGACACUUGCAAAGAUUGUACCCCUGUAUUUCUGGCCAGGAAUGGCAGGACGGCCAAGGAGACCGUGGGACAGGCGGGAACUAGCACCCGGAGCGGAACAGCGUGUGGGACGCAAGGGGGAACGGGGAGCGGAGAUCACCGUAAGGCGGAGGGACGUCAGGAGCACCAAGGGAAGACAUGGCACAGGCAGGACGAAGUGCCGGGACCACAAGGAACUAAGAAGAAGUGUGGUGCCGACGGGACUAGGUGUCGGGGACCACGCAAGACCAAGGGAUGACGUGGUAUCGACAGGGCGAAGUACCAGAAACCGUGAUGAUGAAGAGCCUGGGGGAUUCAUGUCUCGUGAUCCCUCUGGCCGGUGCAAAUGGCAGAAAACCCCGGUGGAGGGGAAGGAGUUUUUUGUGCAUGUCUUAUACACGAGCAGGAUUAUGGAGUCAGUUUGUUUCAGAUCUAUCCUUGAGAUGGCAAUUGAUCAGUUCUUUUCCCCGGAUGCCAGAGCAUUGUUGUCUCGAAUUGUCAUUGGUUGGACUUAUUUAAGCUCUCUUGAAGCGGUCCUCUACAAGCCUGCCUCUGUGUUUCGGGAUUUUACGCUUGAUGAUUGGCGCCGGUCAUGUGAAAGCUUGUCUUCCUGCCCAUGCUUCACAAAGCGUUUUCUGCCCUUCCACCACCCCUGCACUAUCAACAUGACUCAACCUUUCCCCUCUCCCUCCACUCAUAUCCUCUCCCUUGAUCCAGACAUUUUUGCGCUUCCUAAACUGGCGGAGCUCAUGUCACAUGGCCUUAAUCACAUUCCUCCUCGCCCUGCCAAUCCCCAUGCAGCAUUUCAUGAGUUUUUCAAAGCCUGGCGUGCCGUUGUCUCCUUCCUCGCUAAUCGAAUGCUCAUUACUAGCGCAAUGCAGUCAAGGGCGUCCAUGUUCGUUUCGGAGGAGCUUAGGGCACAACUUGGCUUUUCACAUCUUAGGAAGCACCAAGACUCCUCGUGCAUCAUCGAGACUCAUGCGGUUAAGCAUGAGAUUGACUUUUUGUCCAAACGUCUGUUCAUUGCAGGGACUGACAAGGCAGCUAACACUCUGUCGUUUGUGUGUAUUCAUCUUGUGAGAAAAUUGGCGUUGGAGAGGCUCAAUAGUGUUGAUUUUGUGCCGGUUUCCCUCACAGCAGGAGAAAUCUUGGAUGAUGCUGCAUCUUCCCUCAGCAGGAUCAUCCCUAAUGUUCCCAUGGGACCUAGGAAACUUCCUUACCUCAUGGCCUUAUACAAGCACCAUAAGCUUGCGUUUCGUUGGCUCACAAAUGCUUCCUUUUCUUUCCUUACCCCCGUAGCUUGUCUGUGUGAUGCGGUCUUGAAGUGCCUCACCCCUCUCGUUAUGGCCCGAUGCAAGGAGAUCACCGAUGGCUUGCGGAGUUUUCAUGGUAUUGAUACAUCUAUUUGGUGGGCUAUUGAGUCGGUCCAAGAUUAUUGCUUUAAUCUCCCGGACAAAGUCUUCUCUGUGUUUUCUGCGGACAUUACGAGAUGUUUUGAAACGAUUCCUAUUGAUGCAUCCCCUGAUAGCCUGACGGCUGCUGUGACCUUUUUUGUGGAUAUUGCUUUCAAAACCGCUUCUUCCAAAUGCCUUGGGAUGUUUGUGAAGUGCAGGGCGCGCUGGGAUGGUUCCUUUGCCUGCUCCGUGGUCAAAACAAGGGGGGACACUCCCUCCUCCACGGUGUUUUGGUUAGAUCCUGGAGAAGUCAUUGCACUUACCAAUUGGUUAGUUGCCCAUUGCUUUACUACCUUUGGUAAGCAAUUUUGGAGGCAGACUUCGGGAAUCCCCAUGGGUUUGCCAUGCUCCCCCAUUUGGUGCACUGUGUAUUUUUUCAAGUACGAGUAUGGCUUGAUUAUGAGGCUUAUAGACAGGAAAGUUGCACAUUUCCUUCCGUUGUUCAAGCACAUGUCCAGGUACAUUGAUGAUCUCCACGCCAUCAAUAACCCCUUCAUCUUGAAGUUCCUGCAGGACCCUCCUGAAGAUGAUGAUGGCAUCUUUGCCUUAUACCCGCUCCACCUCAUCCAGAUCAAAAAUCAGACUGAGGUCUUUGAGCUAUCCCCCUCUGGGAAAAUUUAUGGUCUAAAGGCUCAGUUUCUGAAUGUGUCAAUCGUGGUGACUUCUGAUUCUGCCGGAACGUUUUACACCACGAAGUUUGACAAACGCUUGGCGUUGGAUUUCCCGGUGCUUGGCGUAGAAGUCAUGUCUGCGCAAGCGGUCAAGGACGUCGCGGAGGUGUCUGAGGUGCUCCUCAAGGGUAUGACUGUAGACCAGGAUAUCGUCGAGGUUAACGAGAACGUACUGCUCAAGGAUGUCCCUGAAGAUGUCAUUCAUCGCCGUCUAGAAGGUAGCGGGUGCGUUGCUCCAGUAGCGAGAGGGGCGAACCGCGACGGAGAUGUCGGGAAACCCACUACUGAGGAGGGCGCAGGUGUACACUGCACCGUGGCUAGGAGGCGCCACGGGGAUGAGAGGCGCCGGGGGCGGACUGAGCAUGACGCUGGCGGGAAAGGUGGUUUAUCGACCAUGAAGGAAGUAAACUCACAAGCGAUCCACCGGCUGAAGAAGUGUGGCGCCAUCGGGAUGAAUGAGGAAGUUAGAAUACAACGACACCUCGAAUUGCAAGAAGGGCUGGACCGGAACAAUGGGGGAGGCGUUGAGGCCAGUGGGGAAGAAGAAUCAGAGGAGGAACAAGAUGAAUUUGGGCUGGCAGCUUACAUGCGAAGCCGAGUGGAGAAUUCCUCUGCUAUACUUGAGCGUGGUUCUGUAUGCGUUGAAAAGGUGUUUCCACAAUUGAGAAAGAAAGCGUGGAUCACGACCACUGAUGAUAUUCUUGGGGAGGCCGUAAUGACGUGCGACAUGAUCAAAGAAGAGAGUGGCGACGUCUUUGGCGUUGUGCAAAGUAGUGCAAGAGAUGAAGUGCGCGAGUUCGGUCAAGCGACAAACGAUAACAUAAAUGCAGUCAUGACCGCGGUCAGUCUUGGGGAGACUGCACACGAAGUCCAUAGAGAUGGACUACCAACGGACCAGGACAGUAUCCUUGUGGGUUGGCAUCUAGAAUUGGUCUCCGCCAUUAGACCAUUCUCUGCUCUUAUGCCACCCAUUGUACACUACCAGAUAACCAUGCUGGCUAUUCCUGCAGACGUCUUACGGCACGCUCACGAGGCCACUAACGGACAAGCCCCCUUCCUAAUAGAGAACUUGUCAUUCAGUGACUGGGCCACCGUGGUCGCAGUAAUGCAAACCAGACCCCACGAACUUGCUGACAAGAUCAAGGAGCUCGCCACCAACAUCGCAGGCGUCUGCAAGAAGUCAGCCAUCGAGAACAGGGAGGUGAACCUCAUUGUUGCCAAGGCAGAGAAGGUUAUCCUCGAACUCCAUGGCUAUGACACUGCACAUCUCGACAUCGCAGGACAGAUUUCCAGUAAUGAAAGAACAAAAACCUUUUCUGAUAUAUACGUCAGCAGCAUCGCAUUGACACCUGCGGAACUUGAAUAUUUCAAAAGGAAGGAGGCUUUGAGAAGGGACAACACUCACUUCGACAUUUCCACCGUGGCCAGAGACACCACCCACAAGUUCGGCAAGAACAACCCUUUCCUGCCCCUUGCAUCUAGCACGUGGACAGAAAAAGUUGUUCAACACGUAUAUAACAGACUAGGAAAACUAGACACGUUCAACUAUACUGCACCAAUCAAAGUCGACACUUACAUGGCGCUUAUAGGGCUUAGUAGUGCAGAUAUAGAGAACUGUCGAACAGCUGCCAAGAAUGGCACCAUCCACUUCCCUGCAGGAAGAGCUGGCUUCGAUGCAGACUUCCCACCGCUCUCCAAAUUGGAGAAAGGCUGUGAAGUUAACUUCACAUGGCUAGACCACAUGCUCUGGUACGUCAUCGACAACCUUGACAAGUUGGACCCGCAGGCACCCUCCGACAAAAUCAGAAUGCGAGAGUUCCAAGCCCUGCUACGCACAUCUUGGAGAAAACCAAUCCUGGCGCAGAUCACGUUCCUCUUCAUGAGGGAGUACAUGAUGAAGAUCGUUCACCUCAUCACACAGAGCAGGACCAUCACCGUGGAAGAGAUCCUCAACUUCGAAAAUUGCAAGGACGUACCCUUCGUGCGUAAGUUCACUGCGGCGCUCUUCCCCAAUGUAGAAGACGACGACACAAACUUUGAGGAGGUUGUGAAAGAUGUGAUUCAUGGUGGAUUGGAAUGUGGCGGGGGCGUUGGUGAGUCCGAAGGGCAUCACGAGGAACUCGUAGUGCCCGAAGCCAGAACGGAAUGUGGUUUUGCGGGUGUCCUCCUCGCGGAUGCGGAUCUAGUGGAAGCCGCUGCGGAGGUCAAUCUUGUCGAGAUUGUGGAGACAAAUGUUUUUAUGUCCUCGAUGGAUGAGUGGAUGGAUGUCACCAUGUGGAGGAGUGUCGCGAGAUCAGUGGCGGUAUCGGGUGCUGGUGUUUGCUUGCCUGUGAGGUUGCGGGCGAUGCUGUGGACAGAGUCGAUGCGGAUGUCGGACAUAUCAAUGCUGAAUGAUUGGGUCAUGGUGGGGGAGGAAGCGGUGGUAGCGGCGGAUGAGGUGUUAGCAGCAGAUGAGGUGGAGGGGCAGUAGCGGUGGCAGCGUCGACCGUUGCGCGUUGAGAGCUCCUGGUUGUUCGUGUCAUGCUCAGGGGGGGGUUCCUAUUUACAAGGGUAGAGUAACAUCAAUUGAUUUAGUGAUGAAGGUAAUUUCCAAAUAGAAUUCGCAAAAGAAGAAUUAAUUUUGAAUAAAUUAUUUCAAAAUUA